Molecule: messenger RNA, 1361 nt
Organism: Anolis sagrei ordinatus
Lineage: Eukaryota; Metazoa; Chordata; Lepidosauria; Squamata; Anolidae
Source: RefSeq, a predicted model, not a curated record
GAGAUGGAGUGGCAAAUGAAGGAAAGAAACCAGUUGCUACAGGAAAAGGAGGCACUGGAAAAAGAACUGGAGCAGAUAGAGAAACGUUCAAUAGCUCAAGAAAGUCUGCACAAGGUGAACACCAGCUAUCCUGAGAGGAGCGUUGUGUUUAAAGGCCACGUGGAAGAAGCGGAGAAGGAACAAACACUGCCUGAUCCUGUGGUAGCCCAGGCACAGGUCCGAUGCCCCAUUCCCGGAGGAUCAGCUCUCAUUACUUUUGAGGAUCCUGAAGUUGCCCGUAGGAUCAUUGAAAUGGGGCAGCAUCGGGUUCAGCUAGACGACUGGACUUAUGUCAACGUGAAAGCCGAGCCCAUGACUUUGCUCUUGCUCGCAUCUGUAGAAAUCUCUGUGGCACGAAGUCCCCGGCGUCUGUUGUCUGGAUUGCCCAUCCUUUCAGUCUCAGAGGACAAGCUGCUUGACAAACUAGAACUGUUUUUCAGCAAACGGCAGAACAAGGGGGGUGAAGUGGACCGUGUGGAAAGACUGAGUGGCUCUGGCCAUGUGGCACUUACUUUUGUGGAGGAUGGAGUGGUUGAAAGGCUUGUCCAGAAAGGUCAUUUCCAGGUCCCCAUUGGAAAGGAAAAGCACGAGAUCAAGGUUUCACACUACGUAAGCGGAGAAAUCACAGAUUUUCAGUUCCGCCCUUCUGUCUGUGCCCAGACCGUCCUGCUGUCGGGAAUUCCAGACAUCUUGGGUGAGGAGUUGAUGCGUGAAGCCCUGGAGAUUCACUUCCAGAAGCCCAGCAAAGGCGGAGGAGAGGUGGAAACUGUUGUUUACGUCCCAGCAGGAGUCUCUGCGGCAGCCGUCUUUGAGGAGGCAAAGACUUAAGUGGAUCUGAUUUCCCAACCCAGCCAAACCAAUAAAUAAAUAAGACUGGUUGGGAAAUCACAAGUGUUUGCUAAAAUCUAUGGGAGAAGAAGCAUUGAGAAAAUUGUGGACACUGCAAUUCUGGGAAUUGGGAGGCUGACGUUUUGAUAGCUGAUAGUGAUGACAAAUGUAUGGUAGCAAAACCUGUGCAAAUAUCAAAGUGGACAAAAAAAUGGAAAUGGCUGGAUUUUGACCCGAUCUCAGAGGGUGUGAAGAAGCCAAGGGAAGGGUUUUGAAAGAUCUCUGUUUCUUCUACCUCAAGUGAUAAAGAAGCACUGUGGCAUAACUCCCCUUCUCUUGAAAUCUGAGCGAUCUCAUAUUAGUUUGAAGUGUAUGUUUUCCCCCUACUCUAUUGCUUAGCAUUUGCAUGAUUCCGAUUGCUCAUUGUUUGCUUUUUGCACAGAAAGAUGAGAAGGCCAAGAAGGAUUAAAGCCAUGCUAUUUGCUGAUAUGUAA